Messenger RNA from Aspergillus calidoustus, 666 nucleotides. NCBI's taxonomy places the organism in Eukaryota, Fungi, Ascomycota, Eurotiomycetes, Eurotiales, Aspergillaceae. The record is from the annotation of a GenBank genome assembly.
AUGGGCAAUUUGCAACCCUCCCCGUCGCCGUUCGAGCUCGGCGCGUUCCUCCCCGGGGGGCACAAAACCGACCCCGCGCUCCCGGAAAAUAGCCCCACGGCCGGGUUCAAACUCAACCACUUUAUGCUUCGCAUCCGCGACCCACAGCGCUCUCUCCAUUUCUAUAUCGACCUCAUGGGCAUGCGCACUGUCUUUACCAUGAACACUGGGCCUUUCACCAUCUAUUACCUGGGUUAUCCAUCUACCGCAGAAGAUCGUGCCGACCUCCCCGCUUGGUCCGACAAAGUGGCAAAUCCCCACAAUCUCACGCAAACCCUAGGUCUACUAGAACUAUAUCACAUCCACGGGUCUGAAAAGCCCACCGCUGAUGGUGGCUACGAGGUCUCCACGGGAAACGCGCCUCCUAGCCUAGGAUUUGGACAUUUGGGUUUUACAGUUCCUGACGUUCCAGCCACACUUGAGCGGCUAAAGAACGCGGGAGUCCCUGUUAUCAAGGACUUGGGUAUUACUACUCGCGAAACUAUACCUCUAAGCUCCUGGGAGGAGGAACGUGGUGUGGGUGUGGGAGAAAUUCAUCCUAAUUACAAAGCUGUGUUCGAUCAGAUUGCGUUUGUUGCGGACCCGGAUGGGUACACAGUAGAGCUUGUUCCCCAGGGCAUGAAUUAG